CCAAAACUCGUCAGAGAACUGUCAGACACGGACGUUCGAUAUCCAAAAUCGUGUCAGUGGCCAGUGAGUGUGUGUUCCAAAUACAAAUGGAAAAGGAGAUAAGCAAAAUGACUACGAAGAUACAGCCGAAGAACUUCUCGAUCGAGUCGAUAGUGGGCAUCGAUAGGCGAUCGCCGGAGAUCGAUAUCGAGAACACGAUGACCGAUUUCAACGAUCACUCCGAGGACGAGGACGUGAAGAGAGAUCGCAAGAUGGACUACUACUUCCAACAGAGCCGCGUGCCGAACUUCCCUUACUUCAUGUCGUACGACAAGAGAGUGUACCAGGAGAGUCCGAACACCGAUGACCUGAAGAGGUCCAGCCCCGGCAGCGUUAGGAGCGAGAUCGACAGCGACGGAGCGGACGACAGACACGAAUCUAUGAGCCCGCAAUCAGAACAGAUAAACAAUUCAAGUUCAGCUCCGGACCCGAACAUCAGGAGAUACCGGACCGCGUUUACGAGAGAACAGCUAUCGCGUCUAGAAAAGGAAUUUAUGAAGGAAAAUUACGUCUCGCGCCCGAGAAGGUGCGAGUUGGCUGCCCAGUUACACCUUCCAGAGUCCACAAUAAAGGUAUGGUUCCAAAACCGUAGAAUGAAGGACAAGCGUCAACGUAUAGCUGUGGCGUGGCCGUAUGCGGCAGUGUAUAGCGAUCCCGCGUUCGCUGCCUCCAUUCUCCAGGCUGCUGCAUCAUCCGUAGGGCUACCUUACGGCUACCCGUCGCCCGCGCUGAUCCCUCCCUUCCACAACCCUCAACUGCUGCCCUCCGGGUAUCCCUACCCGUACCCUCCCUACCCGAGGUACCCGUACAUGACUCCCACCACUCCUUCCCCCGUCACCGCCGAAUCCAACCUCAGGCCGGGAUACUCGAAUUUCAACCUCAACACGGAAAAAUAAGAUUUAGCUCACGUUUAGGUCUAUAAGAGUUUGUUUUAAAUGGCUCAAAUCGUUUGUUGUUACGUUGUUUUUUUUCUUUAAAUUAAUUAAAUUUUAAAAAUACUCUUUAUGUUAACUUGAAUUUGGUUUUUUCGCAAAAUACACAUUCAAGUUUGUAUAUAGUUUUGUAAAUACUAAAAAUAUCAUAUUAUAAUGCAUAAUUUAUUUUAGUCAAGUAGUAGUUAUUAGUCAGUGUAUUGUUUACCUAGUACUUACUUAUAAGAAGAAAUAAUAGGCAAGUGCUUUAUCCAUUCCACGUUGUAUGUAUAAAUGUGUGUGAAUUUUAUGAAACAAAAUGGCCGCACAUUUUCGUGAAAUUUCGAGAAAAUUGCAGAAACGGUUUUUUUGCUUUAAAAAUGUAAUUUGUAGUUCAAUAAACCGUAUCAUGUCAGUUAGAAUCAGAAUAAAUACUGUCAGUUGUAGUAAAUGUAAAAAUAGCUUAGGUAUCUAUAAGUUGGAUCAGAAUUACUAUUUCUAUUACCUAU
Molecule: messenger RNA, 1459 nt
Organism: Aricia agestis (brown argus)
Lineage: Eukaryota; Metazoa; Arthropoda; Insecta; Lepidoptera; Lycaenidae
Product: segmentation protein even-skipped
Exons: 4
Coding region: 87-935 (282 amino acids)
Biological process (GO): regulation of transcription by RNA polymerase II
Cellular component (GO): nucleus
Molecular function (GO): DNA-binding transcription factor activity, RNA polymerase II-specific; RNA polymerase II cis-regulatory region sequence-specific DNA binding
Source: RefSeq, a predicted model, not a curated record